GUGUGUGUGUGUGUGUGUGUGUGUGUGUGUGUGUGUGUGUGUGUGUGUGUGUGUGUGUGUGUGUGUGUGUGUGUGUGUGUGUGUGUGUGUGUGUGUGUGUGUGUGUGUGUGUGUGUGUGUGUGUGUGUGUUCUGGUAAUCAUCACGCGAUGGGGACCGUUGACUGUUUACACAGUCACGUCAUGGGGACCGGUUGCGCUUUGGGGACCAAAAUCCCGGUCCCCAUGAGGAUAACCCUUUUAAAUGACUACUAGAGCUACUCUGAAGGUGCCCGUGAAGUUUUAAGCAUUGGCCCAUACGACAUGUUUUUUGGAAUGAUUCAAGCAGCGAGGACAUUUUCAGCAUCAAGAGGUAGCUAUCAACAGUAAAAGAAGAUUAUUUGCUGGAGAAACUAGCUAAGAAGAUAAGAACAUGUGCAGAGGAGCAAAAGUAAAGCAUAAGAAAUGCCACCACGGAUCAGCAAUUCAACAUGAUACACAUCUGCAAAUUAGAGGUCCAGUAUAUUUAUGCAGCAAAAGUAUUGAUGCCUUCAGAGAAGAUGGCUCAAUUGAUGUUAAUGGAGAACCCCACCUUUGUUUAUUUGCCCUGGAUGACAUCAAAGAAGGAGAAGAAAUCGCCUAUAACUAUGGAGGUGAAGACUGCCCAUGGCAAACACAGGUUUUUGCGAUGACCACUGGUUAUGUAACAGCUCUUGGAGGGCUGUCCCAAUUAGAUGGGGAAGAUUUCAACCUCUGUUUCAAGGGGCAAGAAUACCCUCGAAAACAAGGGACGACCAGCAUCACUGUUAACACCAUGGAGGAGGAUGAUUCAGAUCCUGUCCACUCAGAGAGUCUGAUGGCUUGUGCCUUUGGGCCAAAGAUCACACCUGAAGAGAUGAAAGACACAGAUCUGGAAGAUUCUGAACUAUUUGAUUCGUCAUCAGAGAGUGCAGAUGAUCACGUACCAGAUACCAUCUCCGAAAGUGACAGUGACAGUGAUGCUUCAGUUCAACUAAACUUUAAGAACACUUUUCUGCCUCUUAAUGAUCCUGAUAGCUCAAUGGGCCCCACUGUCUGCGAUUAUACAACACCAGACAACAUGAUUUUGGAUGUUCAAAACAUUACACCUGAAGCCCCCAGAGCAGUAGAAGAACCCCGGUCAAGUCAGACUAUAAAGGACAUCGUUAGAUAGCAGUCAUAAAAAAAAGGCCAGAUCAGAGACUGUUGUCAGUGUUGCCAACUUAAGAUGUUGCCACCAAUACUUUGUCAUUUCAGACCUUUGCGGCAUAACUGUUGCUGCCCCCAUUUAAUGUAGUUUUAUCUGUAUAUUCAUGCCUGCAAUAAUCAGAUAAAGGGUUGUUUGGCUGAUUCUAGAGUAUAUUAGGUGCUUAAAGUAGGACUCAUAACAGUUACAGUUUUAAUAGUAUAAACAUACAAACAACAACUAGUCCCUAUACCAAACACCUGUCCUACGUCCUCACAAUUCCAUAGUUAGUUAGAUUAAUGAGUGAAUCAGUACAUUGUAUUUAUUUAUCCAACAGAUCCAACAUUUUAUAAAUACAGUUUUUUCUUCAUGACAAUUUUGAGAAAUUUAUGUCAGUGAAUGUGAGUCCAUGUCAUUGAUCAGAAUGAACAGUUUAUUUGUUAAUAUAACACAGCAUGUUCAGCUUAUAAGAAAAUGGCAUCAAA
This is a messenger RNA of Platichthys flesus (European flounder), 1666 nucleotides long. RefSeq lists its product as uncharacterized. The record is from RefSeq and is a predicted model, not a curated record. Bases 411 to 1169 code for a protein of 252 amino acids. Gene Ontology annotation, molecular function: protein binding. The transcript has 7 exons. NCBI's taxonomy places the organism in Eukaryota, Metazoa, Chordata, Actinopteri, Pleuronectiformes, Pleuronectidae.